Molecule: messenger RNA, 1023 nt
Organism: Penicillium chermesinum
Lineage: Eukaryota; Fungi; Ascomycota; Eurotiomycetes; Eurotiales; Aspergillaceae
Product: Mn(2+) transporter ATX2
Exons: 4
Coding region: 1-1023 (340 amino acids)
Biological process (GO): zinc ion transport; transmembrane transport
Cellular component (GO): membrane
Molecular function (GO): metal ion transmembrane transporter activity
Source: RefSeq, a predicted model, not a curated record
AUGGAGGGACUGUUUACUCUGCUCGCGCUGAUACACGAAGCGCCGCCAUUGAAUGGCAACCGCAAGGGGGGGCCAAUUAGCGCCCCAGUCUUCGACCACGAAGAUCCAAUACCGCCAACAGAAAUCCCUGUUUCAUUGCUGUCCCUCGAAAGCAAUCAAUCGCCUGAACCAGUAACUCUGCAAACCCGCAAAGAGGAGUCUACCAGCGGCAAUGCUAGCAAAGAAGAGAAAGAGGAGGAGAAGAAGGAGGAAGAGGAAAGUUCGCCGCACGCAUGGGUCGGCAUCGCCCUUGUCAGCGGCUUCAUUAUGAUGUACCUUAUUGAUAAAUUACCUGAGUUCGCAUCCCCGACAAAGGCCGAGCGCAUCCCCUACCAUAUCUCCCUCGACAACCUUGGCUCCGGUUUGCGACGAGGCUCUUCACCCAUCCGAGACGGAGGAUUGCUGAAUGGUGGUCACUCCAGCUCGCGGCGCGGUCACAGUUUUGCCACGACGACGGGCUUGGUAAUCCAUGCGGCGGCAGAUGGAAUUGCGCUGGGUGCCUCGAGUUCGGAUACCGGGCUGAGCUUCAUCAUUUUCUUGGCAAUUAUGGUGCAUAAGGCGCCUGCAUCCUUCGGGCUAACCUCGAUCCUUCUCAAGCAAGGACUGUCGAGCCGAACUGCCAGGGCCCAUCUACUGAUUUUUAGUCUGGCAGCGCCUGUGGGUGCCUUGGUGACCUUUCUCUUCGUGAAUAUGGUGGGCUCUUCAGGCGGCGACGGGUCGAGUGCGCUGUGGCGCACUGGAAUGUUGCUGCUCUUCUCUGGCGGGACAUUUUUUCUCGUCUAUCAACUUUAUCCUUGGGCCUACGAUUUGCUAAUUUAUAUGUCUAGGUACGUUGCUAUGCACACCAUGCAAGAAAAUGAGCCUGGCUCGUCCGCACACGAUACCCAUUCCCAAGAUGGAUCGGACAAAUCCAUGAGAGACUUGAUUGCUUCCGUUGUCGGCAUGAUUUUGCCGCUGUUUUUGCAGAUUGGUCAUGCCCACUGA